CUUUUUUAUUGCUAGCCUUCUACUCUAGGCCCACUUCAGCUUGCUGUGUUCAUGGGCAUCCGGUAUUUGCUUUAGUAUUUUUAUCAUACUAGGGGUCUUGCUUUCGGUUGAAGUUUUAAGCUUUAAUUCAUAUUUUUAUACAAUAAUAUGAAUAGUUUGGUGAAAAGUGUUUUAAAAACCUCGUCCCUAAGAUGUUUAACGAGUCUACUUCAUCAAAAUGUAGGGACUGGAACAGCCAAAAGGCAAUUUGCUAGGACUCUAUGGCACAUGUGUAAUAGGAGUGAUCUUUCUAGUAAUAUGCAACUUUCUACACCUAGCACUAUGUGCGGUUGUGGUUGUGGACUUAUGAGAGCUCAUACGAAAGCUGAACAAGAAUUGGUUGAAUUUUUACAUGAAGAGAUUGCUGCAGAAAGGAAAUUACAGAAAACCAAAAACAUUCCGACUGAAGUCUGUGGAUUUAAAGUAAAAUUAGAUGGUUCAGAAGUGAGUUUAUCAAAAGCAGCAGGAGAUGAAAAGAUAGAAAUCAAUUUCAAUGUGAAUCAUAGCGUGGACUCUGAUACGGAACCUGAUAUUAACCCAAACAUGGACAAACCAAAUAUUGAACUGAAGUCAAGGCCAACAUUUGAAGUUGACAUCAAGCGAGGCGACAGGACACUUGGGUUCACCUGUUCUUACAUAUCCCACAACCAGGAACAACAGGAGAACGAUGGCUUCAGUAAGUUGAUAAGUUCUCUGUGUUUAGAUAUUAGUUGAUAAGUUCUCUGUGUU
Homalodisca vitripennis (glassy-winged sharpshooter) is the source of this 768-nucleotide messenger RNA. RefSeq names its product complement component 1 Q subcomponent-binding protein, mitochondrial-like. Gene Ontology annotation, biological process: cytosolic ribosome assembly. The transcript is spliced from 3 exons. The coding region runs from base 148 to 753 and encodes 201 amino acids. The record is from RefSeq and is a predicted model, not a curated record. Lineage: Eukaryota; Metazoa; Arthropoda; Insecta; Hemiptera; Cicadellidae. Gene Ontology annotation, cellular component: mitochondrial matrix.